Knipowitschia caucasica is the source of this 1500-nucleotide messenger RNA. Lineage: Eukaryota; Metazoa; Chordata; Actinopteri; Gobiiformes; Gobiidae. The record is from the annotation of a GenBank genome assembly.
AUGUCUUUGCACUUUUACAGCUUGAGCUCCAAACUUCUCUCAGAAACAGUGGAAAAGAUGUGCGAGAACAUGACGUCAGUGCUGCUCGCUGCGUCUGUCUUUACUCUGACCAUUGGAUACAUCUCAAAAACCCUGCUGCAGAAGACCUCGGACUUGGAUAAGAAGCACCCCCCGUACAUCUCCUCUGCUCUCCCAUUCCUGGGUCAUGCCAUCGCCUUUGGGAAAAGUCCCAUAGAUUUCCUUGAAAACGCCUAUGAAAAGUACGGUCCGGUCUUCAGCUUCACGAUGGUGGGAAAGACCUUCACGUACCUUCUGGGCAGUGAAGCAGCCACUCUCAUGUUCAACAGUAGGAACGAGGAUCUGAACGCGGAGGACGUUUACUCCAAACUCACCACUCCAGUGUUCGGGAAAGGAGUGGCCUACGACGUCCCCAACGCUCUGUUUUUAGAGCAGAAGAAGUUACUGAAGACUGGUCUGAACAUUGCUCAUUUUAAACAACAUGUCAAGAUCAUAGAAGACGAGACCAUCGAGUAUUUCCAGAGAUGGGGAGACAGCGGGGAAGAAAAUUUGUUCGAAGCCUUGUCGGAGCUGAUCAUCCUGACGGCCAGCAGCUGUCUCCACGGUAACGAGAUCCGGGCCAUGUUGGACGAGAAGGUGGCCCAGCUCUACGCCGACCUGGACGGAGGCUUCAGUCACGCCGCGUGGCUCCUCCCCGGCUGGCUGCCCCUGCCCAGCUUCAGAAAACGGGACAGAGCUCACAGAGAAAUCAAGAAUAUUUUCUUCAAAGUGAUUCAGAGGAGGAGACAGUCGGAGGAGAAGGUGGACGACAUCCUGCAAACGCUCAUCGACGCCAGCUACAAAGACGGGCGUCCUCUGAGCGAUGAUGAGAUCUCGGGGAUGCUGAUCGGGCUGCUCCUGGCCGGGCAGCACACCUCCUCCACCACCUCCUCCUGGAUGGGCUUCUUUCUGGCUCGGGACAAGUCUCUGCAGGAUCGAUGCUUCGCUGAACAGAAAACUGUGUUUGGAGACGACCUGCCGCCGCUAAACUUCGAUCAGUUGAAAGACCUGAGUUUGCUGGAUCGCUGUUUAAAAGAGACCCUCCGCCUUCGCCCUCCGAUCAUGACCAUGAUGAGAAUGGCUCGUUCCCCUCAGACUGCAGCGGGCUACACCAUCCCUGUGGGUCACCAGGUCUGCGUGUCUCCCACCGUGAACCACCGCUUACAAGACACGUGGAACGAAAGACUGGAAUUCAACCCCGAUCGGUACCUCCUCGAUAAUCCUGCUGCUGGGGAGAAGUUUGCAUACAUCCCGUUUGGAGCCGGUCGUCAUCGGUGCAUUGGGGAAAACUUUGCCUACGUCCAAAUCAAAACCAUCUGGUCGACGAUGCUGCGGCUGUUCGAGUUCGAGCUCGUGGACGGCUACUUUCCGACGAUCAACUACACAACAAUGAUCCACACUCCACACAAUCCCGUCAUCAGAUACAGAAGGAGGAACCUGUGA